This is a messenger RNA of Aphanomyces invadans, 1328 nucleotides long. RefSeq lists its product as hypothetical. The annotation marks the transcript as partial. The transcript is spliced from 4 exons. The record is from RefSeq and is a predicted model, not a curated record. NCBI's taxonomy places the organism in Eukaryota, Oomycota, Saprolegniomycetes, Saprolegniales, Verrucalvaceae.
CGUCGACGACCUCGAACAAACUUUCGGCGGCUUGCGACGUCGGCAGUGCGACAAUCUCCGUUCCACGCACGCCGGCGCACGAUGCGAUUAUCCGAGUGCAUGCUCGUGCUUGCCCUGUGCGGUUGGUGCGUGUACAUCUUGAGCUACUUCAUCACGAGUACGAGCAUGGACAUCACACGCGCAUUGGAGAAGAAGUCGAAAUCCAAGGCGCUCGCUGCCCAACUGCACGACCCACCAAAACUCGGAUCUCAUGUGCAAGCAACACUUGGGUUUGUCGUGAUGGGGGAUUAUGGUACCGGCACGAAGCUACAGGCGCAGGUCGCGACAUCGCUCGGAGAUUUUGUCGACGCCACCCAACCCCGCGCGUCCUUUGUGCUAUCGACAGGCGACCAGAUCUACGACCACGGGUGCGAUCCACGAGUUCACGUCGCAUGCUCACUUGCGAUUUAACGUAGGCUGUUGUCUGCCGACGACCCGGCGGUCAUCUCCAAGUUUGAAAAGAUAUACAAGCAUCCUGCGUUGCAGGUACCGUGGUACAUCAGCAUCGGCAAUCAUGACUGCGAAGGCAGCAUCGACGCCAUGCUGGGCUACGCCAAGCGGACGACGUCCCUGUGGCGCUUUCCCCAAAGGUACUACCACAUGGACCACCGUAUCGACAACUCGACGAUUGUGCGCUUCGUCGUGCUCGACGCGUGCGACCUCGUGUGUGGCCAGGAGUCGCCCGAGUUCAAGGACUUUCGGUGCACACCCAACAUGGACGCCCAGACAUCGAUUGCGUCCCGCCGCCGGCAGUACGAAUGGAUGGAGAACGUGCUCCGGAUGGACCCACCCAAAGCCGUCGGAGGCGACGCGGACCAACUGUCCAAGAUGUGGACCGUCGUGGUCGGGCACUGGGCCGUGUACAGCUUUGCUGGCAACGGCGACACCCCCGAACUCAUCUCGAACCUCGUCCCGCUUUUGGAAAAGUACAACGUCCAUGCGUAUUUCAACGGACACGACCACGCCAUGCAGCACGUGCGGAAAGGGACGAUUCAGUACUUCACCUCUGGCGCCGGCGGGUAUGCGCUGCAUGAUCUCAAGCCACGGGCGCGCGCGCAUCCGGAGCUCGUCCAUGUCGACACGACCAACGGAUUCAUGUGGGUACAGGUCUCCCACGACACGUUCCGGGUCCAGUUUGUCGACGGCACGACCACCGAGAUCCUGUAUACGACGGACGUGCCUUACCGAGUGCAUCACGAUACUUAAUGGAGAACCUCCAGUGAGAUGCAACGUAUCCGGGGAAAACGCACGCAGCGCGAUAAUGGCAAGGCAGGCCUGCGCACUUCGCU